AAUCGCCCUUAAUGGAAUCACGAAUCAUGGCACACAGAGUAAUGGGACUCAGAAUAAUGGGAUCCAGAGUAAUGGGGUCACCGCUCAUGGAAUCAACAAUCAUGGGAUCGCAAAUCACGCGGACGCGGGUCCUCGGCUGCGUUCCGGGCACCGAGGAAGGCGGCGACGGCGCGCGGUUGCAGAACGGGAGCGGCGAGCACAAGCCUGGGGUGGUCCUCACCUACAAGGUGCGGAGCCGCUUCCUCUACUGGCUAUUCCUGGCGGGCGCCACGCUGGGCCGCGAGGUCUUCUACAUCACCUUCAUGCCCUUCUGCUUCUGGAACUUCGACCCCUUCGUGGCGCGCAGACUGCUCGGCGUGUGGAUGGUGGUGAUGUACGUGGGCCAGGCCUCCAAGGACGUGCUGCGCUGGCCCCGACCGCCCUCCCCGCCGGUGGUGAAGCUGGAGACGCGCGUGGACGCCGAGUACGGCAUGCCCUCCACGCACGCCAUGGCCGCCACCGCCAUCCCCUUCUGCUUCCUGCUGGCCACCGUCGGUCGCUACCAGUACUCGUACGGAUGGGGGCUGCUCGUGGCCGUUCUGGUGUGCGCGCUCGUGUCGCUGAGCCGGCUCUACACGGGCAUGCACACGGUGCUGGACGUGGUGAGCGGCGUGACGAUCACGGCGGUGAUGAUCGCCGUGUCCUACCCGCUGUGGGACGUGCUGGACGAGCUGGUGCUGUCGUCGCCGCUCUCCCCGGCCUUCGUGCUGCUGGCGCCCUUCCUGCUGUGCCUCUACUACCCCGAGCUGGACCACUGGAGCACGGCGCGCGGCGACACCACCAUCAUCAUGGGCGCCGGCGCCGGCGGCCUCCUCGCCGGCUGGCUCACGCGGCGCCUGGGUUACGACGUGGAGCCGCACGGCCCGGUGGCGGCGCCGUUGGCGCUGCCCGACAUCACGCCGCACGGCGUGGUGCGGGCACUCGCCAGGUUCGGCAUCGGCAUCGCCGUGGUGGUCGUCACGAGACAGGUUGUGAAGUCGGUGUGUCUCCGCGCCGUGUGCCGCGCGUGCCGCGUGUCCCCGCUGGAUGGCGAGUCGCGCCGCCGCCUGCAGGUGGAGGUCCCCUACAAGUUUGUGACGUACGCCACCAUCGGAGUCACCGCCGUGGGCGGCGUGCCCAUCCUGCUGCAGAGCCUGGGGCUCGGGUAGACACGGGGCGGGCACCCUCACCACCCUCACCAGCCUCACCACCCUCACCAGCCUCGCCAGCCUCACCAGCCUCGCCACCCUCACCACCCUCACCAUCCUCGCCACCCUCACCACCCUCACCAGCCUCGCCACCCUCACCAGCCUCGCCACCCUCACCAGCCUCGCCACCCUCACCAGCCUCGCCACCCUCACCAGCCUCGCCACCCUCGCCACCCUCACCAGCCUCGCCACCCUCACCAUCCUCACCACCCUCACCAGCCUCGCCACCCUCACCAGCCUCGCCACCCUCACCAGCCUCGCCACCCUCACCAGCCUCGCCACCCUCACCAGCCUCGCCACCCUCACCAGCCUCGCCACCCUCGCCACCCUCGCCACCCUCGCCAUCCUCGCCACCCUCACCAUCCUCGCCACCCUCACCAGCCUCGCCACCCUCACCAGCCUCGCCACCCUCACCAGCCUCGCCACCCUCACCAGCCUCACCACCCUCGCCACCCUCACCACCCUCACCAGCCUCGCCACCCUCACCAGCCUCGCCACCCUCACCAGCCUCACCAGCCUCACCAUCCUCACCACCCUUACCAUCCUCACCACCCUCACUAUCCUCAUCACCCUCACCACCCUCACCACCCUCACCAGCCUCAACACCCUCACCACCCCCACCAUCCCGAGUAUCCUCACCACGAUCACUCGCCAUGUUCCCGAAGACCCUCAUCCUCGCCACGACCCUCACCCUCACCAUCCAGCCCUCCCCCUCAUUAGACGCCUCACCCUCACUGCUCACAUCUUAUCCUCGCGCUCACCCUCAUCCUCGCCCUCACCACAAACCCUCACCACAAACCCUCACCCUCACCACCCUCACCCUCACCACCCCCACCACCCUCACCCUCACCACCCUCACCCUCACCACCCUCACCACCCUCACCACUGGGCAAGACGGAAGGGCAGCGAGGGUCUCUGCUCGGACGUCACCGAGGGGCCGAGCGGACGGCGUCGGUGUGACGCGCCGAGUGGGUACCCCAUCCUGGACACCGGACACGCUAAGGACACGCUAAGGACACGCUAAGGACAUGCCGUGGAUGUACCCCCGUGAAGGCUGCGUGUGCGGCACGUGGAGGUGGAGUUGGCGGCCGUGCUCUCCGCUCAUGAAGCGUGUCCGCCAUCACCGGCGAUCGCUAGCCGAAUGCUGCACCACUUUUACCAAAUUGAUAUUUUGAUUUUUUGAACAACAAAACUGUCAGUGUACACGUAUGUAUUUGUUGGCAUAUGUUAAUGAGCACUAAUUUAUUGAAUGGCAUUUUUUUCUCUUAUUAAAAUGCAGGGAGUGGA
Messenger RNA from Lethenteron reissneri (Far Eastern brook lamprey), 2513 nucleotides. It is a transcript of the gene SGPP2, whose product is annotated as sphingosine-1-phosphate phosphatase 2. Gene Ontology annotation, cellular component: endoplasmic reticulum membrane. Gene Ontology annotation, molecular function: sphingosine-1-phosphate phosphatase activity. NCBI's taxonomy places the organism in Eukaryota, Metazoa, Chordata, Hyperoartia, Petromyzontiformes, Petromyzontidae. The record is from RefSeq and is a predicted model, not a curated record. Gene Ontology annotation, biological process: sphingosine metabolic process.